GCAAAUAGUUGUCGUCUUACCACUUGUCGGCGCGUAUUUACCUGGUUUGCAAAUGGCAUAUUGACCUGAUUCGCAGUCCAUACACAGGGAUUUAGGUGAAGUUUGGUUAUAAUGACUCUCAAACAAUGAUAUAUGUUUAUAGUGACACCUGAAAUUAGUUGAUUUGUGAAUACUAAGGAAGUUUUAUUUGCUGAAUAGGACUCUAAUGUGAAUGUUUUAGUCUGGACAAUUUCAGUGUUAAUGAGGUGGAUAUUGAAGGACUGAUACUGUAGAAGGAGCGAUCAGGAGAGAAAAUUAAUACUACUAUACUUCAUCAUUAUUAAUUAUACCUACUAUUGCCACUACCAAGGAUUUUAAAUGUUGCCGAUAGGACUUGUUCGGAUGGUCCUUACGGGAGAUUUUUACCAUUUCCCGAAAGUUUUACCACAAUGACGGAUAAGCAUUCUCCACAUAAGAAGGAAAGAAAUUCUUCUAUCAAAACGCCUCCCUCCAACAAAGCUAACGACAGGGCCUUGAAGAGGAAGUUGUUUCCUGUUGGAAAUUCAGAACAAGAUAAGAACAAUAGCAAGCCAACACCACAAAAACGAAGGAGGCCUGUGUCUCAGCCCGGCAGUCCCACCGUCUUGGGUACACCGGGUAGGCCCGUGCCCCUGUCGGAGAGACAACAGUUAGCCCUUGUACUGGCAAUGACAAAGGAAGACAAUGCUGUUGAUUCAACGUCGAAACAUAUCACACCAGUAGGAGUACAAGCGCAGUCAAAGACCCAAGUAACUUCAAACACUAGUGUGGGCGCCAAGAAAGCUAAUAAGAGGAACGAGAGGGGCGAAACCCCCCUACAUUUGGCAGCCAUUAGAGGCGAUGCUGAGAUGACCAAGAGCCUAAUCAAGCAAGGAGCAGAGGUCAACGUGCAGGAUUUUGCAGCUUGGACACCAUUGCAUGAAGCCUGUAAUCACGGAUCCUAUGAAGUGGCUAAAGUGUUGUUGAAAGCCGGUGCCUACGUCAACACGCAGGGACUCGAAGAUGAUACUCCACUCCACGAUGCAGCUAUCAAUGGCCACGUUAAGCUUGUUGAACUGUUGCUGAGGCAUGGCGCCGACCCAUUACAGCGUAACAGGCGUGGAUCUUCACCCCUAGAUAUCGCGAACAUCCCAGAGAUUAUCGCCUUGUUGAAAAACGAAAUUAUCGAGUCUGGAAGUGAUAUUUCCACGCCAGAGGUUCGCUCACCGACAUCGCCCGAGAGUCUAGCAUCGAACGAUGAACACCCACAGGUGAAGGGGCAGCAUGGCAUCCUUUCAGAGAGAGCAGUUAAGCCUACGUCUACGGAAAAUAAGGUGACAUUACAGUGGACCACAAGAAAACAGGCGAAGAAUAACAUUAUAUUGGAUAUACCUCGCGACCUAAGCAAAGUUAAUGAUCGCGAUACUCCCAAUUCGCUUUUGUCUUCAUCCUCUGACAGCGACCUUUUUGACCCAGGCUUGAAUCUAAAUACUUGCAUUGAUACCAAACAGAAACAAAAGGUAGAAACAAAUAAUGCAAACAAUUUGAAUGAUAAAAAGUUGCAAGAACCAAAUAAAGCUUUGGAAGAUUGUAAAACUGUGAAUGAGACACACAAAAUCAAACCGGAUUUACUUUUAGCUGAGACAAAUUUAUUGAUAUCGGACGAUUCUAAUUCAGCUAGCGAAAACAAAUCGGGAGAUAAUAAUCAAAUUGUGAACAGUACAACAUCAAUUCAAUGCAAAGCAGGUGAUUCUAAAGUUCAGCAAGGUAAAGAUUUCCCUUCACCUAAUAGGACUAAUAGUUCUGAAGAGCACCCUCUGUUAAUUACACCCCAAGUCAGUAGUUCCUCAAAUUUGGCAGUGUCCAGUUCUGAGUCUUGUGUGACAAGCUCACGGAUUGUGUCGCCAGAGAUGGAAUUGAAGAGCGAUCUUCGGGGAGAAAACAAGGAAAAUAUCACUUUAGGAAUGUCAUUAACGAAUGAGUUACCAGAACAUAGAUCUUAUACGGACCACGCUGAUUCAGAACGUAUGCUAGAAAUUACAAAUAGUCACCAAACUGAUUAUGAAUUUGCACUUAAUACUACACAUGUUACAUCUGAAAAACAUGUAUCUUGUAUAGAUGACAAACAAACAUUAAUCAGUGACCAAGUUGAUGUGUGUGCAAUCUCUGAGAAUUUUACAUCAACUGAUAGUAUUACUGGAGAAUUAUUACCUCAUAACUCUCCAGUCGCAGAUCAAGACCGACGAGACUCUUCCACAAGUCCAACAUCAGUGGCAAGUAGUGGCAGUAAAGAGCUGCUAAACACAAAUUCCUCGAAACAUCACCACAAGAAGCAUAAAGACAAACACAAAAAGAAACGACAUAAAGAUCAUUCGCAUUCAAGCCACAAAGGUGGUCAGGUAAAAGAGAAGGAAAAGGAGAAAGAGGAGACUACACGGACACGCGAAGAAACAUCCACCGGAAACAUUCCACAAGUAAACAUGGAGGUGGAUGAUAGACAGGGAUCAGCUGUCAAACAACCCAAACAGGUUACAGACUCCCAGCCUACACGGGAAUAUUACAUCGUGACCUCUCCAACUUCGAGUAGUAAUGAUGCUGGAGAGAUCAAAUCUUUAUUACUUAAGAUAAGAGGGCCUGGCUCAGCUAAGCAUAGAGAUGCUACAAACUCUACAUCAAGUGGUGAGUCGGGUAAAAAUACAGAUUCUGAGGACACCUCUGGUCCUUGCGACCAAUCAGAAUUAAGAAUAUCACUCACAGAUGUUGAAUCUAGUCAUAAUGAGAAUGCAAAAGACAAUGAUCAAAAAGUGGGGAAAGAUCGUAAGGAGACAUCCUCUCCUAAACAGGAUGCACCAGAAGAGAAAACACACAAACCUAUAAGAUCAUUACGAUCCAAUACCGUUCAUAUAAAUAAUGUAGAAACAAAUAACGUUGAUAAGGAACCCACAUUGAACCAGCCAAUGACAAGAAGUCGUAAGAGUCAACAGCAGGAUAGCAAUGCUGCGCAAGAGUUAAACCAGAUUGAGUCAUUGCCACGGAAACGGAAAAUUGCGCGACCAAGACCAAUUCAGGAGGAACCAAUUAUACCCUCACCGCCCCUCAACCCUACCCAACAUGAACGCUUUUUGAAUUCAAUGAAGUUGUUUGUGAACAUUAGGCAGAGGAUUGCUGCCCGUCAGUCACAGCUGUUUUCAGUACAGCCAAAGUUGAGGGCGCCAAGCGCUUAUCAUGAGUAUCUGAUGCACAGGAAAUCUUACCUGCUGCAGACAAGUCCAAAGUCAAAGGUUAAUACAGUAGUACCACAGUUAAGUGCGCCUGAAGAUCUCUAUGAUGCACUAAAGGUCACCUUCAUGGAACAGGAAAAAGAGCGACAUAGGUUAAGAACAAGACAUUGUAUAGAAAGGGAAAAAUUAAUGCUAGCCGUUGAACAGGACAUUGUCCGAGUGCAUGGCCGGGCAGCCCGAGCUGGAGCCAAUCAGACAAUUCCUUACAGUGCAUGCUCGUUCCUAAAGGAUCUAGAGAUUUACAAUAUGCCAGACCCUGUGACACAAGAAGAUAACAAAAGCAGUAUCAGGGCGAGGUUCAACGGCAGGCAAUUUAUCUCAUGGCUGCAAGAUGUUGACGCUAAAUAUGAACGAAUCAAGGAGGAACUUUUGAGGAGGCAUGAACAUGAAGCAUCAUCCUUGUACGCCAUUCAGAAGUUAGAAUGGGAAACUAGGCUGCAAGACACACAUCAAUGGGACAUGAAGAACCCCCCUACCAUCAACCGAACACAUGUUCCUGUAGUUCUGGUUGAUAGAGACUUUGAUCUUCUACCAGCCUAGCUUUAAAGUAGAGCAAUGACCGGUACUAACAACGUAAAGAUGUAAACCACCAAGUCGAUCUGAAACUGGUGAUGUUUAUAGCGAUGAAUCUGGUGGAAAGAGCCAUGCAGAGGGGUUGCUUGCACUAACAACAGCUGGAUAGAACCCAACGGCACAAAUCCAUCAUAACCAUCAUUAACUGUAAUGAUUAAUCAUUUGAAACAGUGUAACAAGCAUAGAAAUAUGAAGUAAUUAGAAACUAAAUUGCUUUAAUCUGUGUUGUAUUCACAUCUGCAUUGCAACAGUUUAGAACAGAUUUAAAGAACAGCUAAAUUCUUUGCUUACAGAAACAGAUAUCAAACGAUGAUAGAAUUCAUUGUUUGCAGCCUGAUCAGUUACUUUAAUAUAACAUUUAUUAGCCAAACCAAACCGGGAAAAAAAAAAAUGAAAAAAAAACACCCAAAAAAAAAACAUUUUUAAAAUAUCUGUAAUCCUACUUAAGACAUUUCUGGAAAAAUACAAAAGUUUAUAUCAGAGGAGAAAAAAUCUGCUGAGUUGCUGGUUUUGAAUGGCGUACUCUUUAAGCAGUGUACAUGUCUUAGCAUGUACUGAAAGAUGAAAAUCCAAAGUAGUAUGCGUGCAGUAAGCACUUACUAUGUGAUGGUAAUCCAGAGUGUGCAUGCUUUUAACACACGCUGUGUGAUGAUAAUCCACAAUUGAGACACAAGUCGAUGAAUCUGUUACCCUAAGUGUGUGAUAAUUUUGUGAUUGUUGUAUUCUGCGUAUAUACAUUGAUAUACAGUGUAUGUAGUAUAAUUUUUUAAUCUGUUUGGUUUAAUGUAGCCAACUGCACAUGAUAAACUGAUCAUGUACAGAACAUUAAUUAUGCUUUACUGGUUUUAACAUUCAUGCAGUUCUGAGUUGUAUAGCUCUAACUUACUUCCAUAAUGUUUUCUUAGUAGGAAAACCAUGGAGAAUUUUUUUUUUUUGUGUGUUUCAUUUAAUUUAUCAGUUUAUUUUCGAUUGAAUUAUUAUUAUAUGGUGUUUUUAUUUGUUUUAAGAUUCAUCUUUAAGUGUCAAUUGUAUUGAUGGUGAAGAUUUUAAAACUGCUUGUUAUUUUAAAUCGGAAUCAAUUUUUUUUAAUAUGGAUUAUGACAAAUUUCAAUGAUUACAUUCAUGGUGAUAUUUAUAAUUGCGCAUGGAUUAUUAUUUUCUUUUUAAAAAUAAGAAAAAAAAACAACUAAUUAAAUUGAUAAAUAUAUUACGAUCACUAGCAGUCAAUGAAUGAAUGUAUGUAUGUUGUAAUAGACUAUCAAACUUAAUGUACAAUUGUUGUAUAUACUACCGUGUACAUAUUAGAGAUGUAUUUUUGCAGAUUCGUCUUGUUUUUGCCGGUUCAUGACGUUGGGAAUGCUAAGAUUUUCAGCUGUUUUGCCUUAAAAGCUUGUUUAUAUUCAUGAUGUUUGAUGACUACUUGCAUCAGUUUUGUAUAAAAAGUUAUUUUUUGAAACGGUUUAUUCCAAACUGAACAUGGUUUGAUUUGUAUGAUGGAACCUUUGGAUUGUUCCAAUGGUUUAUUCUACAUUCAAUACAUAUUGAAGUGUUUUUCAAGUUAGCGGUUUGUUGUAGAUCAAACCAGAUUGGGAAAUUUCAUUAUUGAAACAGGGGUUUAUUUUGGGAUCUCUACCCUUUGUGUGCACACAAGAAACCAUUUUUUGACAAGUUGUGUACCCUUUUUUCACCACCAUUGCACUGCCCUUUGAAAUAAUAUUAAAACUAAUAAUAUUGGUUUUUGCAGAAGCUUUUAAAUAUUGGUUUAUUUACAUUAUUGUAAGUAAUGCACAAAACUUCAAUAUCCCUAGUCAAUUUCCCCUUCCCUUCACAAAUGACAUCUACAUCAUACAGAUGCCCCUUUAAGAUUUUAUGUGUAAAUAAAUGCACAUAUAUACCUGGUUUUUGUCUCAUGUUAAUUCUUGUGUUUUACUAUGUAUCCAUUCUACAUAGAUUUUUUUGGCGUGUCUUAGUAAUAUUAAUUUUGAUUAUAAUUGCCCACAGCCUUGUAUGGUAGUCUCAAGUAAUGAAGAAGUUAUUUGCAUUAUGUUAUCAUGUUCAUAGAAAAAUUGUCUGUUCAUUUUAUUCAGUGUCUGUUUGGAUUGAAUUGCUGGAUUUAUCUUAUAUAUGUUUUAAUUUGAUAUUAAGAAAACUUAGUUGAGGGGAUUAUAUGUCCUUGUUUAUAAACAUGAACAUUUUUCUUCUUUUUUUUUGUAAAACUCCAGUGAUGUAGUACAUGAUAAUGAUGGACAACAUGAAUAUUAAUAUGAAUACUAUUGAUGAGAUUUUAAAUUACUACAGAGUCAUGCUUACUAUUGCUACUAUCGCUACACCUACAAAUGCCCAGUAAUAGCAUAACUGCCCAUUUUAUACUGACUUUUGACAACAGAAAGCUUGUUGGUAAUUUUUCAUUGAGAUCUAAUCAUUUCCCCUUUGCCGAUCUUUAAUUUAAAUAAUUAAAACGUUGUUUUGUUAGCUUUGUGACUUGUGGAGGUGUAAGGCUGGUCGCUGUCAUUUAUGGAAGUUUAUGGAUAUAUUGAGUUUUAGCACUGUCACCGUCAUUCAUCAGUUUUAAUGAUUGUACAUAAUCAUUAGUUGCGCGUCCUCAAUUGUACAUAAAGCCUUGUUUAUGAUUGGCCAGUCAGUUGAUUGAUUGAUUGACAGGACGCUUUGAUUCAGAUCAUUUUCCAUGUCUGAUAUUACUAGUUAUGAAACGUGCUUCAUAAUUAACAUUUCUGUUAUAGGAAAUUAUAUGAUAAUAAAAAAACUAAAAAACUCA
Messenger RNA from Anneissia japonica, 6627 nucleotides. RefSeq names its product ankyrin repeat domain-containing protein 12-like. Gene Ontology annotation, molecular function: protein binding. Lineage: Eukaryota; Metazoa; Echinodermata; Crinoidea; Comatulida; Comatulidae. Gene Ontology annotation, cellular component: nucleoplasm. The transcript has 14 exons. Bases 429 to 3818 code for a protein of 1129 amino acids. The record is from RefSeq and is a predicted model, not a curated record.